UGUAUAUCAAAGCAGAAGCAACUCCAGCUCUUCAAAAUUUAAUCUUGAAAUCAACAUUCAACUCAAAAUGUUCAAAAUUGUGAUCCUGCUCGCUGUGGUGUCGGCCAUUGCUGCCAUCCCAAUGCCUUCGGUUCCAGCGCCACUUCCGGUGUUGAUGCGACAAGCUCGGGCAGCUGAGAUGCCAACGGAAUCCAAAGAAGUACAAUCUGCCGGGGGAGCUGCGGAAUCUGCUGACGACAUGGAGAAGGCGGAAACGUUCGGAUUUGGAUUCCACAAGCACAUCUACGUGAGCCCGUCGUACGGAUAUGGUGGAUACUAUCCUUACAGCUAUGGAUACGGCUACGGAUAUCCCAGCUACGGAUACGGUGGAUAUGGAUAUCCCUACUACUACUAGAAGG
Molecule: messenger RNA, 398 nt
Organism: Culex quinquefasciatus (southern house mosquito)
Lineage: Eukaryota; Metazoa; Arthropoda; Insecta; Diptera; Culicidae
Product: shematrin-like protein 1
Exons: 2
Coding region: 68-394 (108 amino acids)
Source: RefSeq, a predicted model, not a curated record